Molecule: messenger RNA, 447 nt
Organism: Anastrepha obliqua
Lineage: Eukaryota; Metazoa; Arthropoda; Insecta; Diptera; Tephritidae
Product: 40S ribosomal protein S20-like
Exons: 2
Coding region: 4-447 (147 amino acids)
Biological process (GO): translation
Cellular component (GO): cytosolic small ribosomal subunit; ribosome
Molecular function (GO): structural constituent of ribosome
Source: RefSeq, a predicted model, not a curated record
AAAAUGGCUGCUGCUCCCAAGGAUAUUGAAAAACCUCAAGGCACAGAUUCUGCAUCAGUUCACCGCAUUCGUAUCACUUUGACUUCCAGGAACGUACGUUCUUUGGAGAACGUGUGUCGGGCGUUGAUAAACAAUGCCAAAAACCAGAAUCUGCGCGUCAAGGGUCCAGUACGCAUGCGAACCAAAACUCUACGCAUCACAACACGCAAAACCCCUGUUGUUGAAGUUUCCAAAACUUGGGAUCGAUUUCAGAUGAGAAGCCACAAGCGUAUCAUCGACUUGCAUUCACCUUCGGAGAUUCUCAAGAAGAUCACUUCCAUCAAUAUUGAGGCGGGCGUAGAAGUAGUAGAAGUACCAUUGCCAACUAAACAGAACGACCAGGGAAGCUAUACGGUCACAUCUAUUGGGUACCCGGACAUAAGGGCAUUACAGGAAACGGAAUUGUAG